AUGUCAAGGAAGCGGCAGGCAACAAUAAAAGAUUUCUUUUCUGUCAGUGAGGAAGCAAAAGAAGAAAAAAGAAUAAAAAAUGAUAAACCUGCUGCUGCUGCUGUUGCGAUAGUUAUAAACGACAGCAGCGACACAGAAAACCAUAAACCCACCACGCAGACAGCCAAAUGUGCACAGCAGCAACACCAAGAGGAGGAGGUGGAGGUGCAGCAGGAGGCGACGGUGCAGCAGCAGCAGCAAGAGGAACAAUUGGAACAAGCAGACGGAGAGCAGGAGAAGCAACAGAAACCUGAAGGGGAGCAGCAGCAGGAGCAGCAGCAGGCGAAGCACCAGCAGCAGGAGCAGCAGCAGUCCAUUCCUACAGGCGCAAUGCCUCCUGCGUGCACAGCAUCAGCAACAGCAGCAAGAGCAGCAGCGGCAGCAACAUCAGCGAAAGCAGCAGCAACUCACUUACCGCCAGCAGCAGCAGCAGCUACUGCAGUGAGUGGACCAACUGGGGGAGCAGCAGGAGCAGCAACAUGCAUUACUGCUGUUCCUUCUGCUGCUGCAGCAGUGUCUCCAAGGGGAGAACUUGUGCCGCCAGAAGCAGCAGAGAAGAUGUGGAGAGACACCUUAGGAGACGGCUGGUAUAACGCUUUGCAUGCAGAGUUGCAGCAGCCCUACUUUAGGCAAUGUUUAUCGUUUGUUGCAAAAGAGAGAAUUAAACAACCUAAUGCCAUUUAUCCCCCUGAAGAACUUGUUUUUAAUGCAUUUAAAGCGACCCCGUAA
Eimeria maxima is the source of this 768-nucleotide messenger RNA. RefSeq names its product uracil-DNA glycosylase, putative. Gene Ontology annotation, biological process: base-excision repair, AP site formation via deaminated base removal; base-excision repair. NCBI's taxonomy places the organism in Eukaryota, Apicomplexa, Conoidasida, Eucoccidiorida, Eimeriidae. The record is from RefSeq and is a predicted model, not a curated record. Gene Ontology annotation, cellular component: mitochondrion; nucleus. The transcript is spliced from 2 exons. Gene Ontology annotation, molecular function: uracil DNA N-glycosylase activity. The coding region runs from base 1 to 768 and encodes 255 amino acids.